Pogoniulus pusillus (Red-fronted tinkerbird) is the source of this 4432-nucleotide messenger RNA. RefSeq names its product CRACD like (gene CRACDL). The transcript has 11 exons. Bases 435 to 3344 code for a protein of 969 amino acids. Lineage: Eukaryota; Metazoa; Chordata; Aves; Piciformes; Lybiidae. The record is from RefSeq and is a predicted model, not a curated record.
AGACAGGAAGCUAGAGUGGUGAAUUAGCUCUUCUACAGCGCUGGUCCGCUCACUCCGCCUCACUUCUCCGUAGCUCAGGGACCUGGCCUGCCCCGUCUUUUACCUCAGGGCCGCACCCCGCCCUCCAGCUGCCCGGGCAGCGCUAGCGGCUCGCCUCUCCUUUGGCCCCGCGGCUGCGGGCGGGUCCUGCGGCACAGGUGGCUGCCGGGCCGAGCCGGGCGGGGAGGAGGGAGGCAGGUCUGCGGGUAGGUGGUUACAGGUCAGCGCUUGGAUGGGCUGGUGCGGCCUGACUCACUCCCCGUCGCCUCCUGGGCGCUGCCAGCCGCAAGCACCGUUCCGCUGCCGCCCGCGGGCUGCCAGUGCCCCUGGCUGCACCGCCAUCAGCGGUGGAGGGCUGCCACUUCGCUUCUCCUGCGGGCCCAAGUGACUGUCGCAUGAGUUCUUCAAGGAUAAUGGAUCCUAAGAUGCGAGAGACUGAAGGAGAUGGAGAGGAUAAUUCAGGAAAGAAAAAAUCAAAGUUCAAGUCUUUCAAAAAGUUUUUUGGCAAAAAGAAAAGGAAGGAGUCAUCAUCUUCUGGGAGCAGCAGUCUGAAGCUAUGCCAGUCAACAAGUGAUGUCGCAGCUCCUCACAACAUGCACAUUAAUUAUGACUCUGAAGAUGACCUUGAGGUGCAUAAAGGCAUUAUGGGAAGCAGAGCUUUGUCACACGAUAGCAUUUUCAUCCCUGAGACUGCGCCAGAGCCUGCAAGGCCAGUAAGAGUGCUCUCUCAAGAAAAUGUUUCUGAUCGGAUUAGAGCUUUACAGUUGAAACUCCAGCCUACCAUGAAAUUGGGACCUCCACCUCCAUUUGGAUUUCAUGCAAAGCGAACAGAGGAUGCUGGGACCAGUUCUGAAGAUGAUGGAUUACCCAGGAGUCCUCCAGAAAUGUCCUUACUCCAUGGAAACCUAAAUUCAGGCACAGCAGCAAGAUUCUCUGAUUCUCACAGGCACCUUAGCUCUCUGAGUUUAGCUGGAACAGGCAGUGAAGAAGAAGAACAGGUUAUGUUGAGUCCUUCUUCUAGAUCUCUCUCUACAGACAGUCAGCUGUUCCCUAGGCAUGGAAAUGCUAAAACUGGAGCUCCCAGGAUAUCUGACAAUACCAUCUCACCCGCAGCCGACUUUGACACUCCACCUGAGUUUUCCUCUUGCUUGGAUAACUCUGCUGCUAAACACAAGCUUUUAAUAAAACCCCGGAACCAGAGGUCCAGUAAAAUGAGAAGAUUUUCUCAGAGGACCCAGUCUGAAUCUCUGACUGAUUUGAGCUGUACCCCAGAAGAAGAAGAAGAUGUUGAAAAGGAGGUGCAGACAGACCUGUCAGAUGCUGUAUUUAAACCCAGCAGUCAAGAACUGCCAUGCAACACAACUGCAGCACAGGAUGUGGCUUCCUGGCCACAGCUCAGAAUGCCUGAGGACCUUCCCCCUGCUUUGAGAUCAGCGAUGACUCAGCCUGCUUCUGAGUCUGCUGUUGUACAGGAAGCCCUGCUACCAGAGAAUAAACCAGAGGGCUGCCAACCAACACUGGAAACAGUGUAUGUGAAGUCUGAGUCCUCAAUGCUGUUAGAAGGCAAAGACUCUGCAACUUCUUUCUACUCCAAUCCAGAGGGAGAAGUACAAAAGCAAGAAGACUCCUCAGAAACAGCAGUUCUGUUGUCUGGAGGUGUGAAUGAUGUGACAAUCGACAUUUUAAAUCGAGAAACUAAGGAGCUUCCUACUGUGUACUCAGUAAAUAAAAUACCAUCUGAAGAAGAUAUUUCAAUAAGUAAGAAUAGUAUUUGUUUGGAAGGGUCAGAAGAAAAUAUACAGCAGGAUGAUCAGAUACCUGUGGAAAUGCCCUGUAAUAAAGAGGCAAUGAAAGGGGUUGCUCUACUGUCAGAGUCCAGCAAGCACUUUUCCAUAGGUUCUUUACAGCCCACAGAUUCAUACCAUGUUUCACAUCCUGCUUCCUCAACAUGGAUGGGAUCAUCUGCUUCUGUCUCUCUAGAGAAAACAAAGACUGCCCCAGAAACAGCUGCUUCUGGUAAGGAGAACAGUCAGUCACUGGUACAAAAGGAGGAACUUUUGGAGGAGAAAGCUGAAAAAGCAGCCAAUGAACUCAGUGCCUUGAGAAAGUUUUCUGUCUCCUCUGCAAGGGAGAGACCAAGGACCAGAAGCCUACACUUCCCAGAAAGAUCAGAGUUGGAAAGCCCUUUAAAUACUGGAUUCUUCCUGUCAAAAGAACAGGUGUCCUUGAGAAAUGAGAAGUGGAAAGACAACUUGCAGAAAGGAUCAGAUCUGGAGGAGGAGAAAAGUAGCAACAAAAAACAGGCUAUAGUGCCAGAGUCCAACUCUGAGAGCACAGGCCAACCUACAGACAUUUCAGUUGGCUGCGUUUUGCUGGCACCAAGUGAUUCUUCAGUGGUAUCUCAGAAUCAGCUGAGCUGUGAAGAUAAAAGUCCUUUUCAAGUGAAACUUAGAUCCACCUCACUGUCCUUGAAAUUUAGAGAAAACUCAUCACCAGAAUCAAAAGGAAUUAAAAGAUAUAGUGCAGAGUUUACUUUAGAAAAUGAGGGGUUGACUUCCCUUCUAAAAGGUGAUAAGGCACAGACCAAAAAAACAGCUGAUACAAAUACUGGUGAUUCUUUACAUGAAAAGAACAAACCCAAAGCAAAAUCUUCUGAACAGCUCAGUAGCAAACCUCCAUUGCCUAAAAAGCCAGCCUUGCAAAACAUACCUAUUUCAAAUACUGCUGCAAACAAGUUGAAGCAGGACAAAGCUAUUCACUCUCCUGAAUACAGAAACGAAGACAAAGACUUGGAGAAAAAGUCAAAUCCUUCUAAAGUGCCUGAGAGAAGUGUGCCUUCCUCCGUGGCUGCUGGAGACUCUGGAAAAUAUCCCAACACUCCUGCGGAGCCAGCCUGGAUUUCCAUAGCAAGGCAAAAGCAGAGGGGCAUACAGCAGGAGCAGGAAUUCAACAGAGAGAAACUUGUGGCUCCAGAUGUUAAGUCAGAUGCAGAGAAACAGAAUAAAGAGAAGGAACAAACAGAGGGGUCAGUGAAGCAGCAAUGGAGCAAACCUUCACACUUGGCACCUAAAACCGCUUCUGAAGACCAGAGGAAAGAGACAAAAUCUGAAGUGAAAGAGUCACUGCUGGGAACCAGUGCACUGCUGCAUUAUGUCCCUGUAGCUCCAUCACCAGCACUGGUGGAUAAAGAGGAAAUAAGCCACCUGAAGAAAACCAGUAAUGCUGCUCCAGAUCAGCCGUUGUGGAUGGAACUGGCCAAAAAGAAAUCGCAAGCCUGGAGUGAUAUGCCACAGAUUAUAAAAUAGAAUAAUGAAGACAGAUAGCAUCUUUCAUAAUUAAGUCAGCUACUUAACAGAAUUUCUACAGACCAGAGCUAAUCACCGCGAAGAAUCUCUUGAGGAGAAGGGAUUUAUUACACAGCUGUGGAGAAAGUGUGCAAUAGGUGCAGUCAAAAAGUUUACCUUGAACUUUGUAGCAAUCAGGAUUUCAAUGGAUGGCAAUGGAUUACUUAAAUUAUGCUAAGGACAUACUUAACACUUUGGAAAUAAAACUUUUGCCUUACAUAUUUCUUGUGUUUUCUGCUUUAAAUGACAUUUGCAUCAAAAUGGGAUCUUUGCUAAACCUUGCUGAACUUCUGUUGCUGCUGGAGAUUUCUGUCUGUUAUGGUUUUCUCUGUUUACAUUUACAGAUUGUGCACCAACAUCCUGUUGAAUCACCUGGCACUCUUUCAAUCAAAGCUGUUCAGCCCAUGGAGUUAUUAAUGAAUAGCUGCUAGUGAGUAGUCCCUGGAGAUGUUCAAGAUCAGACUUGAUGUGACACUGGGCAGCCGUGUGGAGUUGGAGGUGUCCCUGCUCAUUGCAGGGCGGUUAGAUGUCUAAGAUGGACUGUGAGGGUCCUUUCCAACCCAGUGCAAUCUGUGAAUCUGUAAAUUCUGCCUGUUUGUGAAGCUGUGUUUGUGAAGUGGUCCAGUUUCUGGGCUUGGGUUACACUUCAUGAGGCACAAACACACACACCCCCCGCUAUGUAUGUGUGACCACAAAUAAAAAAGUCUCAUCUCCUUCUGUGUGCAACAUUGGCUGCACAAUGUUUGCAGGCAGGGGAACAGUUAGGACCUGCAGCUUGAAACUCAAAUACAUUUGUAGUUGCUUUCCUACAUGAAUUUAUCUGGUUGCAGCUGCCUUUCCUUUAUGUGAAAUCAUCAUUCUCUAUUAGGAGGACAGCAGCAGUGGCACUGACAAUGUGAAUUUAGUAAAAAAAAUAAGGACUGAACAUUCCUGAGCUAAAGUCCAAACUGAAAUUCUGGAGGAAACUGUGAACUUCAUUGCUUUGUCAGCGUCAUGGAUCACCCUAACUCUAAUCUUAAUCACUCUCAUUAAAAAAGCAGAAGCAUAUA